UGGUCGGUUCGGAUCCCCUUGGUUUUCGUCCCGGCUGCGUAUACUCCGUUCUUCAGAGCCGCUCUAGCUGUCGCGGACUCCACAUUCCACCAGAAAAGCUCUUCCGUGUGUCACGGUGACCAGUCAGUCACUCGGCUAGAGCCCUACAAUACCCUACGACUCUUAACUUUAACUCUCCCCCAAGUACCCAUAACAAGCAGCGAACAUGUCCGACGACGAGGACCAAUACUCCAGCGAGGAGGAGGAGGAAGUCGAGGAAGUGUAAGCAGCCGGAGAAGAAGAUCGAGGGUAGGGCGUCACAAAAGGAAUCCGGCGAGAACCCCGAGUUCAUGAAGAGGCAGGAACAAAAAAGAAGUGACCUCGAUGAACAACUGAAGGAGUACAUCGCUGAUUGGAGAAAACUUCGGCUGAAGGAAGAUGAGGAACUUAUACGACUCAAGGAAAAACAAGCCAAGCGCAAGGUCACCCGCGCUGAUGAGGAGAAGAGAUUGGCCCAGAAGAAGAAGGAAGAGGAAGAACGUCGCCAGCGUGAAAUUGAGGAGAAGAAACAGCGAGAUAUCGAGGAGAAGAGAAGGCGCCUCGAAGAGUCCGAAAAGAAGCGUCAAGCUAUGAUGCAGGCAAUGAAAGAUCAGAACAAGAAGGGACCCAACUUCACCAUCACCAAGAAGGACCUCGCCGGUAACCUUUCCUCCGCGCAAAUUGAGCGCAACAAGACCACCGCCCAGCUUGAAGAGGAGAAGAAGAUCUCCCUCAGUUUCCGUAUCAAGCCCCUAGAAAUCGAAGGCUUGAACAUCGACAAAUUGCGAUUCAAAGCCACCGAACUUUGGGAUUGCAUCGUCAAACUAGAAACGGAAAAGUACGACCUUGAGGAGCGCCAGAAACGCCAGGACUACGACCUGAAAGAACUGAAGGAAAGACAGAAGCAGCAGCUGAGACAUAAGGCCCUGAAAAAGGGUCUUGACCCCGAAGCCUUGACCGGUAAAUACCCGCCCAAGAUCCAGGUCGCCUCCAAGUACGAACGUCGUGUGGACACCAGGUCAUACGAUGACAAGAAGAAGCUGUUCGAAGGUGGACUUACCGACGCGAUAAAGGAACACCAUGAAAAGCACUGGGCCGAACAGAAGCAACAGUUCCAAGGACGUCAGAAGGCGAAGUUGCCCAAGUGGUUCGGCGAGAGGCCGGGCAAGAAAUCUGGUGAUCCAGAAUCUCCCGAGGGUGAGGAGGACGUGAAAGCAGCUGCCGACGAGGACAUCGAAGAGCCUGCGCACGAAGCUGAGGAAGAUGAGGAGGCAGAGGAGGAGGAGGAGGAGGAAGAGGAAGAAGAAGAAGAGGAAGAGGAAGAAGAGGAAGAGGAAGAGGAAGAGGAGGAGGAAGAAGAAUAAUAAUAAUGCCAUAUCCACAAACAAAAACGAUAAAAAUUCUAUACAAAGAACUAUAUAAUUAAUAAAAAAGAUGAGAAAAUGAAAAGAUAAAAAAAAGAAAAGAAAUUACACACGACAACAAAAAUAUUAUAUUGUAUGCCCUCUCGCCAUCUUUAUUCUCUCGCUAUAUAAUUAUAAAUAAUAAUAUUAAUUACUCUAUA
Molecule: messenger RNA, 1582 nt
Organism: Athalia rosae (coleseed sawfly)
Lineage: Eukaryota; Metazoa; Arthropoda; Insecta; Hymenoptera; Athaliidae
Gene: TpnT
Product: troponin T, skeletal muscle
Exons: 15
Coding region: 330-1382 (350 amino acids)
Biological process (GO): sarcomere organization; regulation of muscle contraction; muscle contraction
Cellular component (GO): troponin complex
Molecular function (GO): tropomyosin binding
Source: RefSeq, a predicted model, not a curated record